AUGCCGAAGAACAAGGGAAAGGGUGGAAAGAACCGGAGACGUGGAAAGAACGAGAACGACGAUGACAAGCGCGAACUGGUCUUCCGUGAAGACGGUCAAGAGUACGCUCAAGUAACCAAGAUGCUUGGUAAUGGUCGCCUGGAGGCACUCUGCUUCGACGGGGAGAAGAGGUUGGCACACAUCCGGGGGAAGAUGAGGAAGAAGGUGUGGAUCAACCAGGGGGAUAUCAUCCUGAUCUCCCUGCGCGACUUCCAAGACGACAAGGCGGAUGUCAUCGUGAAGUACACCGCCGACGAAGCUCGGAGCUUGAAAGCAUACGGCGAGCUCCCGGAGAACGCAAAGAUCAACGAGACAGAUGCGUUUGGCGACGAGGAAGGGGAGUGUACGUUCGAGUUCGGGGACGACGAGGAGGUCGACAUCGACGACAUCUGA
This is a messenger RNA of Epithele typhae, 432 nucleotides long. RefSeq names its product eukaryotic translation initiation factor 1A. Lineage: Eukaryota; Fungi; Basidiomycota; Agaricomycetes; Polyporales; Epitheliaceae. The coding region runs from base 1 to 432 and encodes 143 amino acids. The transcript is spliced from 5 exons. Gene Ontology annotation, molecular function: RNA binding; translation initiation factor activity. Gene Ontology annotation, cellular component: cytoplasm. The record is from RefSeq and is a predicted model, not a curated record. Gene Ontology annotation, biological process: translational initiation.